ACCUUCAUGUUUAGUUUGACGCUUGCCGAUUCUUGCAAAAGCUCAACCGGGCUCCUUACGACCAUCAGUCUUCUGGGCUUGCCUUUGGUUGAGAGUGAGCUUUCUUGGCUGCACUAAACCGACUACGAUCCCAGUCCCUUGCUUUGAGUCACCUGCCGACGGAAACACAACCUAUCACCACCCUUUCAGACUGUGAUAAUGAGAUUGCGAUAACACCAAUUUUACUACAGCUGAGACAGUUAAGCAAGAUGCCAAAAGUACACUUGCUCGACUACGCCGCCGGCAAUAUUAGAUCUCUAGUCAAUGCCAUUGAGAAGGUCGGCUGGGAUGUGGAAUGGAUCAAGUCGCCCGACGAAGUCGCCAAUGCAGAGAAGCUCAUAUUACCUGGCGUAGGCCAUUUCGGACACUGCCUGUCUCAAAUCCAUAACGCUGGCUACACGGAGUCCGUGAAAGCUUUCAUCGAAUCGGGCAAACCCUUCAUGGGAAUUUGCGUAGGACUACAGGCUCUCUUCGAAGGCUCGGCAGAGAGCACUACUGUCCCUGGAUUUGGUGUCGUGCCUGGCCGGCUUGAGCGAUUUGAUGACUCGGAGAAAAGUGUCCCGCACAUUGGCUGGAACUCGGCCAACACUCAGUCAAAGGAUGACUCGGAGGCGAGAAGUGUCUACGGACUCAGGCCGGAUAGCAAGUAUUAUUACGUCCACUCAUACGCGGUUCCGUAUCGGGCUGGUGUACUGGAGAAAGACGGAUGGACUGUUGCAACCGCACGAUAUGGCAGCCAAGACUUCAUUGGGGCCAUCGCGAAAGACAACGUCCUGGCUACACAAUUCCAUCCCGAGAAGAGCGGUGCAGCUGGUCAGCGUGUGAUCAGGGCUUUCCUCGAAGGGCGACGGGAAGAGGCCUUGCAAUCCGUACCUGCGGCAGUCAAGGAUGGCCUCACGCGCCGCAUCAUAGCCUGCCUCGACGUGCGGGCAAAUGAUCAAGGCGAUCUCGUGGUGACGAAAGGUGACCAAUACGACGUACGGGAGAAGUCAAACAACACGGUCCGCAAUCUUGGCAAGCCCGUCCAAAAAGCGCAGCAAUACUAUGAGCAGGGUGCGGACGAAGUCACCUUUCUAAACAUCACAUCGUUCCGCGACACUCCGAUCAAAGAUCUGCCCAUGCUUGAAGUCCUCCGCCAAACCUCAGCAACGGUAUUCGUACCGCUCACGAUUGGCGGCGGAAUCAGAGAUACCCACGACCCAUCCACUGGACGCACAGUGCCUGCAUUGGAAGUCGCAACACUCUACUUCAAAUCCGGAGCGGACAAAGUCUCCAUUGGCUCGGACGCAGUGACGGCGGCCGAGCAAUACUACGCAUCGAACAAGAUCUUAACAGGCAAGACGGCAAUCGAGACAAUUAGCGAGGCAUAUGGUGCUCAGGCAGUAGUCGUCUCCGUCGACCCAAAGCGUGUCUACGUGGCCUCGGCAGAAUCUAUAUCGCAUCACACCAUAGCCACGGCAUAUCCCGGUCCGAACGGCGAGAAGCACUGCUGGUACGCAUGCACGAUCAAGGGCGGGCGAGAGACUCGGGACUUCGAUGUCAUCCAGCUCGUCACCGCCGUAGAAGCCAUGGGAGCCGGCGAGAUCCUGCUGAACUGCAUCGACAAGGAUGGCACGAACUCGGGCUUCGACCUCGAGCUCAUCAGGAGUGUGAAGGGCGCUGUGAAGAUUCCGGUUAUUGCUUCCAGUGGAGCGGGGAACGCCGAUCACUUUGCGGAAGUGUUUGAGCAGACGGAUGUGGAUGCUGCACUUGGUGCUGGUAUGUUUCACCGGGGUGAGUGGACGGUCAAGCAGGUCAAGGAGCAGUUGCAAGGGCAGGGGUUGUUGGUGCGAAGAUUUGAGGAAGAAUAGAAAUAGAUGAGUCAAUGUUCGUCAAAUCUCGCCAAUAUACAAUUCUCUUUUGGCAUUCUACCAACG
Neohortaea acidophila is the source of this 1955-nucleotide messenger RNA. RefSeq lists its product as uncharacterized. Lineage: Eukaryota; Fungi; Ascomycota; Dothideomycetes; Mycosphaerellales; Teratosphaeriaceae. Gene Ontology annotation, molecular function: imidazoleglycerol-phosphate synthase activity; oxo-acid-lyase activity. Bases 249 to 1889 code for a protein of 546 amino acids. Gene Ontology annotation, biological process: L-histidine biosynthetic process. The record is from RefSeq and is a predicted model, not a curated record. The transcript is spliced from 2 exons.